AUGGACCCAAAGAAAUUUUAUGGUACUCUACAAUAUGCAGCUGAUAUAGAGUCCGAUGAGAGUGACGAUCCAGAUUUAUGUGGCGACGAUGCUGAAAGUGGUGUACAUUCAAAAAUACAAACCAACCAAAAUGAUCCAGAUUCAGAGUCCGACUAUUCAUCUGAUGAUGAUUUGCCCCUAUCAGAAAUUCAAAGACGAAUAUCGAAGAAUAUUGAAUGGCACGAAGAGGUAAUCAGGAUCAGAAUGAAAAAGAAACGUGGACCUACCAAAGAAAUUCCUCAACAAGAGACAUCUCAGAAAAUGACAAACAUUUUACCAGACGACGAAUUAAUUAACCACGUUUUACAGCCUUUAGAAGCCAAUGAUCAUGAAGAUUGUGAAGAUGACUUACCUGAUAAUCCAAAAGGUAGCAUUAGCCAUGGGGAAGCUGAGGAUAUGUUGUAA
Acanthoscelides obtectus is the source of this 444-nucleotide messenger RNA. The record is from the annotation of a GenBank genome assembly. NCBI's taxonomy places the organism in Eukaryota, Metazoa, Arthropoda, Insecta, Coleoptera, Chrysomelidae.